Messenger RNA from Nicotiana tabacum (common tobacco), 2017 nucleotides. RefSeq names its product WRKY transcription factor 44-like. Gene Ontology annotation, molecular function: sequence-specific DNA binding; DNA-binding transcription factor activity. Gene Ontology annotation, biological process: regulation of DNA-templated transcription. Lineage: Eukaryota; Viridiplantae; Streptophyta; Magnoliopsida; Solanales; Solanaceae. The record is from RefSeq and is a predicted model, not a curated record.
UUAGAUGUUAAAACUGUAGCAUUCUAUCUUUUCUAACUCUCUUCACUCCCUCCAAACUCAAUUACAAUUUCAGUGGCAGAAAAUCAGUGAAAAACUUCGAAGAAAAAGGGACAAGUUUUCACACUUUACUGAAAAAUUAGAACCGGAGCUUUUCAUUUCAGGGUUAUGUUAAAUGCUUUGUUAUGAAAGUAAAUGUGAUUCAAUGGGAGCCCAGAUGAAUUCUUAGGUUUUUCUCCAUCAAUUAUUACUUGAAAACAGACGAAGAUGGAGGUCAAUGAAGGAGCGAAAAUAGCUGUAGCUAGACCAGUUGCUUCAAGGCCUAGAUGUCCUAUUUACAAAUCUUUCUCAGAGCUCUUGGCUGGUGCAAUAGAUAUCUCAUCGACGGAUGUUCAUUCUGAAAUGGCUAUUACAGCCAUCAGACCGAGGACUGUCAGGUUGAAACCUGCAACAACCAAUGCUUUAGUUGGAGAUCUUUCUUCACAGGUUGCCACGUCUGGUGCACCAGUUGGUAGUCGAUCUGAUAACAUCUUGCAAUCAGUAGAGAAACCCAAGGUCCUGUAUAAACCCAUGGCUAAACUUGCACCAAGGAAAACCAUUACACUCCUUGAAAAUAAGGGAACCUCUGCAUCCGAUCAGCAACAAGAAGUAGCUGAGACUGAGGCUCAUGUUCAAUCAGCAAAUGAAGUUAAACAACAAUAUGACCUCAAGACAGAAUCUCAACAAAGUCGUUUAGCAAAAUCAGGACAGGACAAAAAAAUAGUGCAUGCAACAAUUGUAUCAGAGAACACAGAAGAAGUUGAACAAUCUUUAAUCAACACGAGUAAUGUUGAUCGUCCUAGUUAUGAUGGAUAUAAUUGGAGAAAAUAUGGACAAAAGCAAGUUAAAGGAAGUGAAUACCCGAGAAGUUACUAUAAGUGCACGCAUCUAAAGUGUCCUGUGAAAAAGAAGGUUGAAAGAUCAUUUGAUGGACAGAUUGCAGAAAUUGUUUACAGGGGUGAGCACAACCACCCAAAGCCUCAGCCUCUGAAGCGCAAUUUAUCAGAUGGACAAGGCCGAGCAGCCGUAUGCAAUGAAACUUCAAAAGGAACAAAUAACCCUGUAUGGAGUAACCAACGUCCUCAGACGAGAGUAGGUUACAUAUGUAGGAUGGAAAAUCAGAACGAUGUUGGAUUGCCUAUACAGUCAGCUUAUUCCAGCAAAGCAGCAUGCUUUUACGAUCCCAUUGCAGCUGCGGGAAUGCAGACUGCUGCCCGAAAUUCUGAAGAUUCUGCCGAAGGAAGUAAAAUGUUAGAGGCGGAUUGUGAUGAACCAAAGACUAAAAGAAGGAAAAUUGAAGGCCAAUCCAAUGGAGCAGGUACAUCAGGGGAAAGUGCAUUUCCUUAUACACCAAACCAAAAUACUACCGACUCUGAGAUUACCGGGGAUGGCUUUCGUUGGCGAAAAUAUGGCCAGAAGGUUGUGAAGGGAAGUUCAUAUCCCAGGAGCUAUUAUAGAUGCACAAGUCCCAAAUGCAACGUGCGAAAGUUUGUUGAAAGAACCACAGAUGAUCCAAAAGAGUUCAUUACUACAUAUGAGGGAAAACACAACCAUGGCGUUCCUAAUAGAAGACCAAACUCAGAGGCAUCCAAAACAAGCUCAAAAUCUUCAGCUAUGAAAGAGAAAUCAUAGUCGACGUGAUCAGAAGAACUUCAUUCCGGCAAAAUAAAUGAGUUAUGCUAAUAUUAUAUUCUCAAGAAGAUGGUUUAGCAAAUGGGAAAUUAAUGAAUUUAAACUUACUGCAGUAGUCGUUAUAUUUCCUUUGCUAAACUAUCUUUCUAUGAACUUUACGGGAUAUGACUAUGUUACACCAUUGAACCUGGAAGGAACAUAUGCUAGAAGAGUUAUUGUUGAGCUCUUUGCAAAAGCAUUAACUUUUGGCCUCUCGUGAAGUUGAGAAACAGUUAUCUCAUAAUAUGAAUUCUCAUUUGAGUAAAUUAUAUAUAUUUUCCUACCUAAUUCAUAGGAUAAGUUGGCAAAC